Phialemonium atrogriseum is the source of this 1044-nucleotide messenger RNA. Its product is annotated as DUF1769-domain-containing protein. NCBI's taxonomy places the organism in Eukaryota, Fungi, Ascomycota, Sordariomycetes, Cephalothecales, Cephalothecaceae. The record is from RefSeq and is a predicted model, not a curated record. The coding region runs from base 1 to 1044 and encodes 347 amino acids. The transcript has 2 exons.
AUGGCCGACAAGUACCUCCUCCGCGUCACGGCGGGGCCGGGCUACGACACGGCCGGGCACGUCGAGGUGCCGGUCAACACCGCCGAUCCGGUGACCAUAAGCAGCGACCUCAUCGACGCCCAGCUCCGCGUCCGCAUCCAGAACUACCGCGGCCUCCCCCACGGCUCGCCGUCCACGUCGCCGUACUUCUCCGCCGAGCCCCACGCCUCCAACGACGACCAGUACAGCAUCGCUUUCCGGUUCACCCUCAAACCGCCAUCCCCGACAGCACGGGGGCCGGCGACGCCAACAGCCACCGCCCCGGACGACGCCAAGGCCGGCGUCUCGGGCCGCGACCUGCAGUUCGGCAACGACCUCGACCGCCCGAUCCGCGAGCGCCUCCCGCCGGGGUUCAACACGGCGCUCAACAUUGUGCGCUGGUGGGUCGACCCCGGGCUAGAGGGGGACGCGUACGCGGACCGGCCGCACCUGUACGGCCCGGCGUUGUCGUCGCUUAAUGUCUUGCACGUCGGCGGAGGCGGGGAGGAGGUGGAGAGGGAGGGCGGUGAUGGGGAUGGGAUGGAGGAGAGGAGGGCGGUGGGGAUGCCGGGGGGUGCGAGGGAGAGGAUGAAGUGGGCGCUUGGGAAGGGGGCGAGGGAUGGGUGGGUUUGGAGGUUUGGGAGGGAGUAUGCGGUUGAUUUCUUUAAUCCGUACUUGGACUUCAAUGAGUUUGCGGUCCGGUUGCCGGGGUUCCAUUUGCGGGUUUUGAGGUAUUGGGAUGGGCAGGGGUUGAGAUAUGUCCUGCGGAACCGGUCGACGGGCCAGGUCUACCUCGUCAUCCUGUUUUCCCUGCACCGGAAGGAGGAUGUCAACGAGGACGGCUCGAUCAAGCCUGCUGCCCUGGAAGCUGCCGCGAAGGCUGCCGGGACUGAGGACGGUACUACGGAGGAUCACGGCGAUGAAGAACCCUUUGACGAAGAGAAGGUAUUAGACUUUGCGCGGAGAAAGCUCUCAGGGGUGGGCUUGGAGGAGGGCAUCGAGACUAGUCAGGAUGAUGUAGAUUGA